Messenger RNA from Bipolaris zeicola 26-R-13, 213 nucleotides. RefSeq lists its product as uncharacterized. The transcript has a single exon. The annotation marks the transcript as partial. NCBI's taxonomy places the organism in Eukaryota, Fungi, Ascomycota, Dothideomycetes, Pleosporales, Pleosporaceae. The record is from RefSeq and is a predicted model, not a curated record.
AAAAAAAAGGGAAUCGCAAACAAGAGCCUCAGGCCUCGAUCGACGCCCACGAGCGCCCUCUUAACCAGAUGGCUCCCCAUGAUCAAAAAACGCCUAAAACAUGUGCAUCAUCUCUUUUCCCCGAACACAAAGGGCCCCGCUACUACAGACGCCCCAGCUUCGGCGUAUCAAGGACCGCGUUGCAGUGUGGUUGGGCGAGACAGUCCUCCGUAG